GGGGUUGGUCAUGACUGAAGAGGAGGUGAAAAAAUUGACCCCUAAAGAGAUCUUGGAUAACCUUGAAGCCAUUGGCAGCCACAACAUGAACUCUAACAUUGCUAAGGCACUGUUGGAUAAAUUAAAGGAAGAAUAUGAGCUAUCCGGCCUGUCUAGCGCCCAGCUGAGCAAUAUGGGCUACAUGUUGAAAGGCUUGAGUGUAGCCGACGUGGAGAAGCUGCUUAAGUUCAGUAAUAGUGGGUUUAAAGACUUCCUGUACAAGCUGGGUAUGGGUGAGAUGGUGUUUCCCAAAGAUGUGGCUCUUGCGCCUGAAACAAAGUGAUCACUGAUUACAAAGCGACGGAUAAAUUGGUUGCUGAAGACAUCGUGUUGUUGGGGCAUCUGAUGUGUUUACUGACAACCAACUGACUCCCAUCCCCAAUGCUGAGUUCUUGAAAGCCAUGAGGUACCUUGGAACACUCCGGUGCAGUACCAACACGCAGGCUAAUGCUAGGGGCCUGGCGAAGAAGGCUGUGGCUGCUUAUAUCCACGAUAAUCGUAAAGUGUCUGAAUGGGAUGCUGCUACGUUGGCAGAAUUGAACACCUUAAUUGGUGGAUUAGAGGUGGAUAAAGUUAUGGAUAUUCCUUCCUCAGCGUUUAACGGCCUUACUCACGCCAUGUCAACCAUAACUACUGAUGUCAUCCCGAUCCUAAAGGUAGAACAAGUAAUGAACAUCCAGCCACUUACAGCAGCUGCCAUGACAGGUGAACAGAUAAAUAAACUUGAUGUCAAAGCUCAAGAAGUUCUCAAGGAUUUGUUGCCUAGUUCUCCUAUCAAGAGAGGCUCUGCCCCAGGUGUCACUCUGUGCUUGUCACUUGCUCUGCUUCCCGUGUUGGUGGUGAUGGUGUAAAUGAUCCACACUCUCUCCUUCCUGGACCACCUGCAAGAUGGAUCAAUACUCACUAUGGAUCCACACUGAACACUCAACACACGCUUCAGGAUCCACAGUUCUCAGCCUCAUCAGUGAUCCAGAGAUGAGAGGGAGAUGAUUAAUCUACAAGAGACAAUUUUUGGUUACUGAUCCACCUACCAGUCUGUCUCUUUCUCUACCAGUCACUGAUCCACCUACCAGUCUGUCUCUUUCUCUACCAGUCACUGAUCCACCUACCAGUCAGUCUGUUCUCUACCAGUCACUGAUCCACCUACCAGUCUGUCUGUCUCCACCAGUCACUGAUCCACCUACCAGUCUGUUUUGUUCUACCAGUCACUGAUCCACCUACCAGUCAGUCUGUCUCUACCAGUCACUGAUCCACCUACCAGUCAGUUUGUCUUCUUCUCUACCAGUCACUGAUCCACCUACCAGUCAGUCUGUCUCUCUACCAGUCACUGAUCCACCUACCAGAGUCUGUCUCUCUCUCUACCAGUCACUGAUCCACCUACCAGUCAGUCUGUCUGUCUCUACCAGUCACUGAUCCACCUACCAGUCAGUCUGUCUCUACCAGUCACUGAUCCACUUGCCUGAGUGUUAUCAACCAGUCUCAUUUUGUCAGUCAGUGAUCCAGACUGAGGGGUCUAAUGGAUCAGACUUACUGAUCCAGUCAUUGGUGAUGCUAUACAAUUAAUUAUAAAAGUGCAAUUAAUGGCA
Molecule: messenger RNA, 1625 nt
Organism: Homarus americanus (American lobster)
Lineage: Eukaryota; Metazoa; Arthropoda; Malacostraca; Decapoda; Nephropidae
Exons: 7
Coding region: 441-890 (149 amino acids)
Source: RefSeq, a predicted model, not a curated record